AUGUCUACAAGCACCAAGCAGCGUCCAAAGCCAUGGGAAAGUAGUGGUCCUCUAGAUGAUCAAGUAUCCUCCACCGAUGGUGGGUCGAUGACAAGAGCGACAUCUGGAGCUAACCAACCCGUUGAUAGCUCUCCAGAUGCUCCACCCAGGCCAGCUGGAUUGAGUCCUGAGACUUUGAACGACCCAAUGUCCUCAUACCGGAACUCACAGUAUGGUAGUGGAGCGUACGGAGGUGCUAUGUAUGGUAACUCUAUGCUAGGCAGCGGGCUUUACGGCGGAAACUCCAUGUUUGGUGGAGGAUAUGGAUCGAUGUACGGUGGUGGAUACGGUUCCAUGUACGGGGGCAGUGCAUAUGGAUCGUUGUACGGGAAUGGAUAUGGCGGAGGUUAUAUGGGGGGCAUGAACGGCGGACCUGGAGGCCUAGGUGAGUCGACUCAGGCCACUUUCCAAUUGAUUGAAAGCCUGAUUGGAGCUGUCGCAGGUUUUGCGCAGAUGUUGGAGUCUACAUACAUGGCUACGCAUAAUUCGUUCUUCAGUAUGAUCUCAGUUGCCGAGCAAUUCUCUUAUAUGAAGGAAAUGCUGGGGUCAUUCUUUGGAAUCUUUGCCAUGAUAAAGGUUCUGCGGAGAGGCUUAUUCUAUAUCACAAGAGGAAGGAUAGGCUCGCCGCCAAGAGUGAAUAACGGUAACAAUGGUGAUGGCAAAGAGAAUGAAAUGGUUAAAGAAUUCGAAAAGUUCAACAAUGGUCACAAUGAGCAACGAAAACGGAAAAGGAUCUCUUGGAAGCCUCUAAUCUUUUUUCUGGCCGCAGUGUUUGGAUUCCCAUACCUCCUGAACAAGUUUAUCGCUAGGAUGCAAAAUAUGCAGAACAACAGAAUUGGUGCUCACGCCAACCGACAAAUAGACCCCUCGAAACUCGAAUUUGCUAGAGCACUCUACGAUUUUACGCCGGAAAAUCCGCAAAUUGAAGUAACUUUGAAGAAGGGGGACCUCAUGGCAAUCAUAACAAAGCAGGAUCCCAUGGGUAGAGAUUCCGAUUGGUGGAAAGUAAGAACCAGAAGCGGUGAGGUCGGCUACGUGCCAUUUAACUACUUGGAAAUAAUAAAAAGGCAGAAUAAGAUCGAGCGAAUUCAAGAACGAGCUGAUGGCGAUCAGCAGGAAUGA
Molecule: messenger RNA, 1161 nt
Organism: Torulaspora globosa
Lineage: Eukaryota; Fungi; Ascomycota; Saccharomycetes; Saccharomycetales; Saccharomycetaceae
Gene: PEX13
Product: peroxin PEX13
Exons: 1
Coding region: 1-1161 (386 amino acids)
Biological process (GO): protein import into peroxisome matrix, docking
Cellular component (GO): peroxisome; peroxisomal membrane; peroxisomal importomer complex
Molecular function (GO): protein binding
Source: RefSeq, a predicted model, not a curated record